Molecule: messenger RNA, 1933 nt
Organism: Calidris pugnax (ruff)
Lineage: Eukaryota; Metazoa; Chordata; Aves; Charadriiformes; Scolopacidae
Gene: MSRB1
Product: methionine sulfoxide reductase B1
Exons: 3
Molecular function (GO): peptide-methionine (R)-S-oxide reductase activity
Source: RefSeq, a predicted model, not a curated record
AUGGGGAAGAUGCUUCCUGCAAAGGUGGGACUUGGGGGGGUCCCUGUAGGGGCUGGUUUGGACCCAUCCUGUAGAGGAGGUCCUAUAGGAGAUGUGGGUCCUGCCCCGUGUCCCAAAAGCUCCCACUCGCCCCCCUGGCCAUGGGGGUCUGGCAACGGCAGCAGCAGGCAGUGGCCCACAUGGGCAAAGUCCAAUCUGUGUCCCCAUGUCACCCUGCUGACGUGUGUCCCCCACCCCCUGGGGAUCACUGGCAAAUCACUGCUGGGGGCCAGGUGGGAGCGGGGCUGGGGGGCUGCCCCCCAAGCACUGACCCCUCUCCUGCCACUCUCCCCAGGCAUCUAUGUCUGUGCCAAGUGUGGCCAUGAGCUCUUCUCCAGCCGUGCCAAGUACGAGCACUCAUCCCCCUGGCCAGCCUUCACCGAGACCAUCCAUGAGGACAGCGUGGCCAAGCGCAAGGAGCGCCCGGGGGCUUUAAAGGUCUCUUGUGGCAAGUGUGGCAACGGGCUGGGCCACGAGUUCCUCAACGACGGGCCAAAGAGGGGGCAGUCCCGCUUCUGAAUAUUCAGUAGCUCGCUGAAAUUUGUCCCGAAAGGCAAAGCAGACAACGACCUGAAGGAGAAGUAAGCGAGCUGCUCGACUUGGCACACUGCUCUUGGGCUCAUCUGGUGUUCACACCUUGGGGGGCACCCUCUGGUCAAGGAGGCUCCGGGAGCAAGAGAAACUCCAAAGAAGCUCCUGGUUUCCCCGGGCUGGUUCCCCCUCAGGGCUGCUCUGAUUUGGGAUGCUGGGAGGAGCACGGGGGAGGUGGGGGGAAAAGGGGACUGCUGAAGCUCUGCACUUGCUGGGUGGUGGGUUGUGUCACCUGUGCCUGGGGGUGUUUCACACUAAUUGGGGUGACACAAAGGCUACAGCUCUUAAUUUUACCCACUUUUUCCCCCUCCUCGACUGUCUCUUCUCCCCAGCAUCCUUAUCGCUGCCGAUAGCAGCUACUACUGGUCCUUUUGGCUUUCUCCAUUAAGGCAGCACACAUGCCUGCUGUCCUGCCUCUGCUGAGCUCUGCAGCGGUUUUGCUGUUGACUUCAGCCGAGCCAGGACACUCUCCAGACCACAGCCAGGAGGGGCCCAUUCCGCCACGGCACCCACGCAAUGCAGAGUGGCUCCGCUGGCAUUUCCAGGGAGUAACGCUGGAUUAGCUGAGGUCAGAGCCUGGGUUAAUCUCUGGUGCUAUUCUGGGCUGGGAUCAUGGUAUGAAUUGCCCUAUAUAAACCCUUCCAGGAUGCUAGGGCAAGGAUGAUUUUAUGAUUCCCCCUGACAGCAUCCAGGUAUUUUACCCCUCUGCCCAUCUUGCACACAGUAGAGACAGUUCUAGUAUUCCCACAUCCUCUGGGCUUGAUCCUGACUUGGCCUUACACCAGGUUUAUCACUGUGCUAUAAACUCCAGGGCCACUAACGGUUCCUCCUCGUGGUGCGAGGGAGGCCAGCAUCGGGCUCACGGGCUGCACUUUUGCACAACUCAGGCUUUAGGAAUCACAUCAGCCACUCCCUUUGCGCUCAGAAGGGCCAUGGCACUGAUUUCUCCUUAAUUCAGCAUCUGAUCUGUGGCCUUCCCUCCCCGCCCACAAACCAAAUCCUCUUGGAAAUCCGUACACAAGGGUUUUUGAAGAUGGCAAAAAUCUUUUGGUGACCCGUGGACCUGGUGGGGUGACUCCAGUGCGAUGUGUGGGUGGGUUGGUGGGGCUGUGCUGCUGCUGUUAUGGUCCAGCUGCGCUCGGGGCACAUGAGGGACUUUUCUCCUCAUGUUCUGCCUCAACCCCACCAUUAGGAGGGCACCGAUAAAAAGUGCAACGCCCCAGCUCGUUAUCUGGAGCUCACUGCUGGUCUUGUACCUCUUUCAGAACCGAAAAUAAAGCACUGAUUCACUGUGUUGGAGAAA